Messenger RNA from Phoenix dactylifera (date palm), 2522 nucleotides. Its product is annotated as phosphatidylinositol/phosphatidylcholine transfer protein SFH9-like. The record is from RefSeq and is a predicted model, not a curated record. Lineage: Eukaryota; Viridiplantae; Streptophyta; Magnoliopsida; Arecales; Arecaceae.
ACCACUUGCCGCCCUUCGGCGGAAAAAGCCGACGUCAUCGAGCGCUCUCAACCAAAAAAACAGCCGCAGCAGUGCCCAUCAACCCUCCCUAAAUCACGCAAAACAAAACAAAGGCGACUCCUGUGCUCAUUCGUAGUCUUGAUUGACCUCGACCAUGAGCCUACCGUCGGUGACGCUCUAAACGUUUCAAAGUGGCUUUCCCACCGCUCUCCUCCCAAGAUAUCAUCGCUCCUUUCCUCCCCUUCUCACACGCCUCGAUACGGUAACCGUUUCCCGAAAGCGAACAAAGAGACAGGAGGAGAAAGAGGGGGGCGGGCGAGGAGGGAGGACUCCACCCACUGUUGUAAAACUCGAUCCCUUUUGCCGUCUCCUUUCCCUCACGUGCCCCUGCCCAUCGGGAGGUGCGUCAGACGCAACCGAGCAUUUCAUCGAAUAUAUUCGACCCACCAAUCCCUCCACUGAGGGAGAAUGAAUGCUUCUAUGGCGAUGAGUGGAGAUGCAUUAAGGAGGAGGAGGACGUGGGGCGGGACGGGAAUGGGUCCCCGUUUGGAGAUCGAGGACGAUGAGAAGGACGCGGAGGAGCGGAAAUCAGUUGAGGCGUUUCGGGAGGCUUUGAUUGCCAGAGAUCUGCUGCCGGCUCGUUAUGAUGAUUACCAUACCAUGAGGAGAUUUUUGAAGGCAAGAGGGUUCAAUAUUGAGAAAACAAUACAUAUGUGGUCAGAAAUGCUCCAAUGGAGAGCAGACUUUGGUACAGAUUCUAUCCUACAAGACUUUGUGUUUGACGAACUGGAAGAGGUUCUUCGUUACUAUCCGCAUAAUUAUCAUGGUGUGGACAGAGAUGGUAGACCUGUUUAUAUUGAAAGGCUUGGGAGGGUCGAUCCAAGCAAACUUAUGAAGGUUACAACAGUUGAACGAUUUCUAAAAUACCAUGUUCAGGUGUUAGAGAAAGUUUUCACUGAGAAAUAUCCAGCAUGUUCACUUGCAGCCAAAAAGCAUAUUGAUACAAUGAUAACAAUUCUAGAUGUACAAGGAGUGAAUUGGAUGAGCGUUGGCAAAUUGGCUCAUGAUAUAGUCCUCCGCAUCAAUAAAAUUGAUAGUGAUAACUACCCUGAGAUAUUGCAUAAGAUGUUCAUUGUUAAUGCUGGCAAUGGUUUCAGAUUACUAUGGAGUGCUUUAAAAGGUUUCAUUGAUCCAAGGACAUCUGCAAAAAUACAGGUAUUAGGAGAUGCAUAUCGAACCACGUUACUUGAAUUUAUUGACAUGAGUCAACUGCCUGAUUUUCUUGGUGGCUCUUGCACUUGCACUAAUGAGGGAGGAUGUCUUAGAUCCAACAUGGGACCAUGGAAUGAUCCACAUGUAAUGAAUUUAGCUCGAUGUGCCCAGACAAGCUCAAGGAAGAGAACCAGUCUAUCUGGUGAAGAAUUGACCACCCCGAAUUCAGUGCCAGAAGUCAUCACUCGGUUGGAACCAGAUUUCCCUGAUACUGCCCCUUUAACAGGAUUAAGUCGUUCAUUUGCCGUUCAGUCAACUCCAGCUUGUGAAAAUAUUAAGAUUGAUGAACAUGAGGCUUCCAUCAGCUUGACUAGUCAACCGGAAGUCAAUAACAGAAUUGGAGGUGCUUCAUCUGAUAAUUCUAUGCCUGAGAAUUCAUCAACCAAGUUCCUUACGCUAAUGCGAGCAUUGACUCGCUUCAUCAUGAAACUGCUAGCAAUUUUACUUAUACUUUUUGGGCUGAGAAAUGUGGCCUUUCAUCAAGUGGAUGUGAGGAUAUGGGACCAUCAUAGAAUGGAUUCUGCAAAUGCAAAUCCUACCAACCACCUUGCCUCGCAUGAUGCCAAGCGAGAUGCCGUCCUUUCAUGCUUGGAUAGGCUGCAGAGGUUAGAAGAACUGGUAGUUGAGUUAAAUACAAAGCCUAAGAAGAUUCCUGCAGAAAAGGAAAUCAUGAUUCUAGAAUCACUGAAUAGAAUCAAAUCCAUAGAGUAUGAUUUACAAAAGACAAAGGAUGCAUUGAAUGCCACUUCAUUGAGGCAAGUAGAGUUGGCGGAGUCGCUGGAGAAUUUAAAAGAGACCAGCUUACAUAGGAAUUCAUGCUGGUUUAAGGAUUGCAAGUCUCUUCAACAAAGAACUUAAACAGUCUGUCUGACAGAGUAUACCAUUUGCGAUCCUUGUGUGAUGUGCAUCCAUUACUGCACUAACGAGAAUCCUGACUUAUUUCUUUAUUUUUGCCAGAGGAAUAUCUGGAUUAUCUCGUUUCCAUCAUAGCUAGUCUGCAACAACUAUUCUAUAGUAAGCAAAACUUGUUCUUUAGAGAGUUGCGAAGGCUCUUUUGUUUAUGAAUUGAUGCUUUAAAACUCUCAAAUACGUAUCACAUACAAAUCAUUGUAUUUUGUUGUAUAGCUGGAUAGAAAAUAUUGAAAUUUUAUUUAUUUUAAAACAUGCUGAGAACUAUUGUCUAGUGCAGUGGUAAAGUUAUUAGAGGUUGGUACAAAUUAUCUGGGUUGAAUUCCUGCAUUUUCACCUGA